This is a messenger RNA of Penicillium verhagenii, 1425 nucleotides long. Its product is annotated as ANP1/MMN9/VAN1 family protein. The coding region runs from base 1 to 1425 and encodes 474 amino acids. NCBI's taxonomy places the organism in Eukaryota, Fungi, Ascomycota, Eurotiomycetes, Eurotiales, Aspergillaceae. Gene Ontology annotation, biological process: protein N-linked glycosylation; cell wall mannoprotein biosynthetic process. The transcript is spliced from 4 exons. The record is from RefSeq and is a predicted model, not a curated record. Gene Ontology annotation, molecular function: alpha-1,6-mannosyltransferase activity. Gene Ontology annotation, cellular component: mannan polymerase complex.
AUGAACAGGCACUACGCCUCUCCGAAAGGCACUUCCGCCUACCCUCGUGGGUCCAGUGCCUUUCCCAACGGGUUCGUCGUCACUCCAGCCCAGGCCGCGUGUUUCCUGUCCACAGGCAUUGCUGCAGUUGAGCGUUCAAUGACCCAAUUCCAACCUCGGUCGCAACCCGCUCUUCGCAGACGUCGUCAGCUCUUUCAACGUCUGUUCCUCCUCGGUGGGGUAACACUACUGCUGGUGAUCCUUAUCUUCCCCAAUUUGCGCGCCUCGAUCCUCCCAGCUCUCUCCCUCGGUCUCUUUCAUCCUUCCGUCGACCUACAGCUGCAGACCGUCCGAUACUAUGAUCUCUCCGAAGUACAAGGCACGGAGAGGGGUUGGGAACGCGGCGAGCGCGUCCUCAUGCUCACACCUCUACGCGAUGCAUCCUCCCAUCUCCCCAUGUUCUUCUCGCACCUCCGGAACCUCACAUACCCCCACAACUUGAUUGAUCUGGCAUUUUUGGUGUCAGAUUCCAAGGACGACACUCUCCAGAUGCUCUCAGAUAUGCUGCAAGAAGUACAGAACGAUCCCGAUCCCAAGAUGUCAUUCGGUGAGAUCUCGGUUAUCCAGAAGAAUUUUGGACAGAAGGUUCAGCAGGACGUGGAGAGUCGUCAUGGCUUCGAGGCGCAGGCAAGUCGGCGCAAAUUGAUGGCUCAGGCUAGAAAUUGGUUGCUGAGCGCUACGUUGCGUCCUACGCAUAGCUGGGUCUACUGGCGGGAUGCGGAUGUGGAGACUGCGCCUUCUACAAUCAUUGAGGAUCUCAUGCGUCAUAACAAGGAUGUCACAGUUCCAAAUGUGUGGCGACCACUUCCCGAUUGGCUCGGCGGAGAGCAGCCAUAUGACCUGAACUCAUGGCAGGAGUCGGACACGGCAUUGGCUUUAGCAGAUACACUGGACGAAGAUGCUGUCAUUGUGGAAGGAUACGCAGAAUACGCGACGUGGAGACCACAUCUCGCUUACCUGCGUGACCCCUACGGUGAUCCUGAUAUGGAGAUGGAGCUCGAUGGCAUCGGAGGUGUGAGUAUUCUAGCGAAGGCUAAAGUGUUCCGCUCUGGCGUUCACUUCCCUGCCUUCAGCUUUGAGAAGCAUGCAGAGACGGAAGGCUUCGGCAAGAUGGCCAAGCGCAUGAAGUACUCGGUAAUCGGGUUGCCCCACUAUGUCAUUUGGCAUUUAUACGAGCCAAGCUUGGAUGAUCUGCGCCACAUGGAGGAAAUGGAACAGGAGAAGAAGGAUCGAGAGCGCGAAGAGAAAGAACGCGAACUUGCCCAGAAAAAGGAGGGCAGCCAAGUCAAGACCCAGGAUGUGAAUGGCGAGUCUAGUAAAGGCUCUUCCGAGGGACCAGCUGCUCAAGCCGAGAAAGAUGUUGGGAAAGGUUCCUCAAACAAGUAG